AUGAAUACCAGCAUUGUGCGAUUGAAAACUGCAAGCAUCCAGUUUGACAAGAGUCCACGGGCACGUCAACCGUCGAUUUCCGACUCGGAGACUCUCGAGGCUCUCAAACACGCCUCCCAUGUGCUGCAAACCACCCAUGAGCCCGUGGCGUUCCCUACAGAGACGGUGUACGGACUAGGAGCCAGUGCUCUGAGCACAGAGUCGGUCAAGAGCAUUUAUGCUGCGAAAAAUCGACCUGCCGACAACCCUCUGAUUGUGCAUGUUUCGUCAUUGGAUCAGCUGAAGCGCAAGAUUCUCAAGGGCCGAGAGAUUCCCGACGUUUACACGCCGCUGAUUGAAAAGUUCUGGCCUGGUCCUCUAACGAUUUUGCUUCCGCUUGACUCGGACAGCGAUGUAUCGCCUGCCUGUACCGUUGGUCAGCCCACAGUUGCUGUUCGAAUGCCAGAUCAUCCAGUGGCACGCUCCCUGAUUGCUCUCAGUGACUUGCCUCUGGCCGCUCCCUCCGCCAAUGCGUCUACUCGACCGUCUCCCACAACUGCGGACCAUGUUUACCAUGACUUGCAGGGCCGAAUUCCGCUCAUUCUGGACGGAGGCGCCUGUCAUGUGGGUGUUGAAUCGACGGUGGUGGACGGUCUCUCUGAUCCUCCUAUGCUGCUGCGACCUGGAGGAGUCAGUCUGGAGCAGAUUAGAGAACAUGGAGGCGAAAAGUGGAAGAAUGUUCUUGUGGGACGAGCAAAUGCAAAGACUGACGAGGCCGUGCGGACUCCAGGCAUGAAAUACAAGCAUUACUCACCAACUGGAAAGGUGGUUCUGUUUGGACCUGUGAGCGACAAGUCUGUGGAGCAGGCCGUGAAGGAGUACGUGACGAGUGGAGAAUUGGAGGGAAAGAAGAUUGGACUGUUGACGUCACUCACUCUGUCUAAUGACACGCUCCCUGACGUUCACACCCUCAGUAUGGGCACCACUCCUGCCCUGGUGAGCCGAAACCUGUUUGCCGGACUUCGAGAUAUGGACAUUGCGGAAGUCGAGGUGAUUUUGGUGGAGGGAAUUAGAGAGGAGGAUGAGGGGCUGGCGGUGAUGAAUCGACUAAGAAAGGCUGCAUCCGAGGAAAUCACCGUCUAA
Molecule: messenger RNA, 1122 nt
Organism: Yarrowia lipolytica CLIB122
Lineage: Eukaryota; Fungi; Ascomycota; Dipodascomycetes; Dipodascales
Biological process (GO): regulation of translational fidelity
Cellular component (GO): cytoplasm
Molecular function (GO): tRNA binding; nucleotidyltransferase activity; double-stranded RNA binding
Source: RefSeq, a predicted model, not a curated record